Messenger RNA from Dromaius novaehollandiae (emu), 1718 nucleotides. RefSeq names its product BarH like homeobox 2 (gene BARHL2). The record is from RefSeq and is a predicted model, not a curated record. Gene Ontology annotation, biological process: regulation of transcription by RNA polymerase II. Bases 1 to 1113 code for a protein of 370 amino acids. Gene Ontology annotation, cellular component: nucleus. Lineage: Eukaryota; Metazoa; Chordata; Aves; Casuariiformes; Dromaiidae. The transcript has 3 exons. Gene Ontology annotation, molecular function: DNA-binding transcription factor activity, RNA polymerase II-specific; RNA polymerase II transcription regulatory region sequence-specific DNA binding.
AUGGAGGGGGCGAGCGGGUCCAGCUUCGGGAUAGACACGAUCCUGUCGGGCGGCGGCUCCGGCAGCCCCGGCGGCAUGAACGGGGACUUUCGCCCGCACGGCGACGCCCGGCCCGCGGAUUUUCGCAACCAGGCCACGCCGUCGCCCUGCUCGGAGAUCGACACGGUGGGCACGGCGCCGUCGUCGCCGCUCUCGGUGAGCAUGGAGCACCCCGAGCCGCACCUGGGGGCGGCCGAGAGCCUCCCGCCGCCGCCGCACCACCUCCACCUCGGCCCGCACCCGCCGCCGCCGCCAAGUUUGCAGCCGUCGCCCCCGCAGCCGCCGCCCCAGCUGGGCUCGGCCAGCGCCGGCCCCAGGACUUCCACCUCCUCCUUCUUGAUUAAGGACAUUCUGGGCGACAGCAAACCGCUGGCGGCGUGUGCCCCUUACAGCACCAGCGCGCCCUCGCCCCAUCACGCCCCCAAGCAGGAGGGCAGCGCGGCCCCGGAGAGCUUCAGGCCGAAACUCGAGCAGGAGGACGGCAAGAGCAAGCUGGACAAGCGCGACGACACGCAGGGCGACAUCAAAUGCCACGGGACGAAGGAGGAGGGCGACCGGGAGAUCAGCAGCAGCCGGGACAGCCCGCCCGUGCGGGCCAAGAAGCCGCGCAAGGCGCGCACGGCCUUCUCCGACCACCAGCUCAACCAGCUGGAGCGCAGCUUCGAGCGCCAGAAGUACCUGAGCGUGCAGGACCGCAUGGACCUGGCCGCCGCGCUCAACCUCACCGACACGCAGGUGAAGACCUGGUACCAGAACCGCAGGACGAAGUGGAAGCGGCAGACGGCGGUGGGCCUGGAGCUGCUGGCCGAGGCCGGGAACUACUCGGCGCUGCAGAGGAUGUUCCCCUCGCCCUACUUCUACCACCCCAGCCUGCUGGGCAGCAUGGACAGCACCACGGCGGCCGCCGCCGCCGCCGCCAUGUACAGCAGCAUGUACCGGACUCCCCCCGCGCCGCACCCCCAGCUCCAGCGGCCGCUGGUGCCGCGGGUGCUCAUCCACGGGCUGGGGCCCGGCGGGCAGCCGGCCCUCAACCCCCUGGGCAACCCCAUGCCGGGCACCCCGCACCCGCGGUGAGACGGCGCCGCGGCCCCCGGACGAGCCCUUCCCCUCCCCGUCCCCAGACGAGCCCCAGCACCGCGGAGAAGGAGCCGAGGGGAAGCCGAGGGGCAGGAGCUUCUGCCGGCAGCCAGCAGCCACCGGAGGAGGCGAUCAGUCAGUCAGAGCGGGGACUCUUGAGCCGUGAGCCCCGAGCCGAGCCCGUAAGUGCAACGAGCCGACGCGGGGGAGCGCGGGCAGCGCCGCGGGGCGCCCCGACGCCGGCGGCCGCAGCCCCUGCGAGACCGGACUCGGGGCUCGGCGGAGCGAGGGGGAGCGCGGGAGCGGGAGCCGGCCCGAGAGACGGAGGACUUGCGAGCCGAGGGACGGAGAGCGUCGCCCCUCGCCCGGCGGCGAAGACCGGGGCAACGGAGAACUUUGCACUGAUUUUUCUCAUGACAUUUUUUUCUUAUUGAAAAGUGGCAUGCUCCCUAAUGCGAACAGAGUUGUACAGACCGAGUGCUGAGUGCUAUAUCAUAUUUAUUAUAUGUUGUCCAAAAAAAAAAAAAAAAAUUCACUUCUAUACGUUAGUUUAAAACGAACGAACGUGAUUUCUCCCCUCUCCCUUUUCAUGUCUUUUUGGA